Scatophagus argus is the source of this 2091-nucleotide messenger RNA. It is a transcript of the gene mmp23ba, whose product is annotated as matrix metallopeptidase 23ba. The record is from RefSeq and is a predicted model, not a curated record. The transcript has 7 exons. Gene Ontology annotation, molecular function: metalloendopeptidase activity; zinc ion binding. Gene Ontology annotation, cellular component: extracellular matrix. Bases 950 to 1885 code for a protein of 311 amino acids. NCBI's taxonomy places the organism in Eukaryota, Metazoa, Chordata, Actinopteri, Scatophagidae. Gene Ontology annotation, biological process: collagen catabolic process; extracellular matrix organization; proteolysis.
CUGUCAGAUUCCUAGAAGUUUACCGAGCAGAGGCGACUGGGGCUGCGCUCCUCUGCUGGCUGCUGCGCUGCUCGGUCUUCUGCUCGCAGGGAUGCAGCAAAGCACAGCGUUUCCCUCUUGGAGGUUGGAGAAGCUUACACCACUGUGUUGCUCAUUGGGAUCCGCAAAGAGGCCCGCUCACAAGUGCUACACCUCUCCAGGAACAAGCGCUACACUCUCACCCCAGAGCAGCUUAAAUGGGACAAGUUCAAGCUAACAUACAAGUACUCCUUUGCACUUAUUCCUCUAGUCAGCACAACAGCCACAGCACAGUUGCAGAAAAUGGGAAAAUGAAAACAAAUCCUUUGACAAAACACCAGAAAGAGUUGUAGUGAUGUUGAUUUUGGCAAGACAACGCAAGCACUGAUAUUUUUCAGUUGAAGUAGGUCGAGAGAAAGAAAUCAGACUGUUGUCGGAGUGGGUUAGUCGCACCUUAAUAGAAUUAUUUACCCCAAAUUGAAGAGCUAGUCAAUAUUUCUCAUCUCGUGUCAGUCAAGAUGACCACUGAAGCCUGUAGGACCCGCAAAAGUUCAAAGUGCAUCAUCUGGCAGUGAUCACCUUGCAGAGCUCUCUGCUUUUGUUUGUCAAGGAGGAGCAUAGAGUGCUGAACUCUCACACCCACCCUGUAAUUAUUCUUAGCUGUAUAACAAUGAUUCCAGAAAGACUUUUAUAAGAAGACUGAGGUGAACUACAGUGGCUUGAUCACUGGGUUUUGGUCAUCCAACAAACUUAAGUGAACAGUAGGCAAUCUGAUCAUCACUUACUAACUAUCCAUAUCAGUCUAACCUUAGCUCAGAUAAAAGUGAACAUGAAGUCUUAGUAAUAGAGCUGUACUUGAAGUGCUUGUGGGAAUUCUGGUCUGUCUGAACAGUAGCCAUUAUGUUUUGGCAGAAUCCUCUUCUGUUGAGGAAUGUGUGUUGAGACUAGUAUUAACUACAUAAUGCUGCUGUUUCUGAGCAGGUUGCUCUCCUUCCCAACAAACUUGAUAAAUGCCAGUGACACACGUCGAGGCAUUGCCAAGGCUUUUGGCAUGUGGAGCGACGUCUCACCGUUCAGCUUCAGAGAGGUGCCAGCUGACCAAGAGGCAGAUAUUAAGAUUGGCUUCUACCCCGUCAACCACACAGACUGUCUCCAGUCCUACUUGCACCAUUGUUUCGAUGGUAUCACAGGAGAAUUGGCUCAUGCAUUCUUCCCACCAACUGGUGAGAUCCACUUUGACGACCACGAAUACUGGAUUCUGGGAAACAUGCGCUUUAGCUGGAAGAAAGGGGUUUGGCUAACGGAUCUUGUCCAUGUGGCAACUCAUGAAAUUGGCCACGUCCUUGGACUCAUGCACUCCAUGGACCCGAAGGCUAUAAUGCACCUGAAUGCGACUCUGACAGGACGGAAGCUAAUCACACAGGAUGAGGUGUGGGGUUUGCAUCGUCUCUACGGAUGUUUGGACCGUUUAUUCAUCUGUCCAGCCUGGGCUAGGAAAGGCUAUUGCGACAGCAAGCGCAAGCUGAUGCAGAAGCACUGCCCCUCCAGCUGUGAUUUCUGUUAUGAGUUUCCUUUCCCCACUGUGGCUCCCACCCCGACACCCCCGAGGACCAAACACAAGCUCGUCGUCGAGGGCAAGAAGCUCACUUUUCGUUGUGGGAAGAAAAUAGCAUCAAAGAAAGGCAAAGUAUACUGGUAUAAGGAUGGAGAGCUGCUGGAGUUCUCUCACCCAAACUACAUCUCCUUGAAAGACGACCACAUCACCAUCGUGGCCAACGCCAUCAACGAAGGCACAUACACCUGUAUUGUGAAGAAAAAAGACAAAGUUCUUACAAACUACUCAUGGAGAGUACGUGUGCGGUUCUGAAGGCCACGCCAGUGCCAGCUCCUCUGCACACUGAACAGGAUGCAUUCACACACGGUCACAAACAGACCUCAAUCACAAGGGCACAUAUUUCAUUUUUAUUAAAUACUGUCUUUCCUGUAUUUUCCACAUUCAAAUGUCUGUUCAUUGACUGUCAUUGUGUUAAUUCGUUGUCAUAUGUGCAAAUAAUAAAUAUUCUGUGACAAGUA